AAAAUUUAGAAGAAAAAAAAAUAUUUAUUUAAAGCACAAUUACCCCUAAAUAUAAUAGCGUGAAGUAAAUCACAAGUGCCUUAGACAGUGAAAUGGCGUCGCGAGUGGCGAUAUCGAGGGCGAGUCGGAUCAAGACGAAGCUCGAAACGGCGCUGCAAGCCGCCGUUUUGGAGGUGGAGGACGUCUCCCACCAGCACGCCGGCCACGCCGCCGUCAGAGAAAUGGGAGGCGGCGCGCAGGAGACUCAUUUUAAUGUGCGAAUCGUCUCCGCCCAAUUCCAGGGCCAAAACCUAGUCAAACGACACCGUAUGGUCUACGAACUCCUCUCCGACGAGCUCCAAUCCGGUUUGCACGCGCUUUCCAUCACCGCCAAGACCCCUAAAGAAGCCGGCGUCGACGAUGAAGCGUAAUAAUCUGUUUCAAAUUCUAUUUCUACAUCUCAGAGAUUGAUAAUUCAGAUUAGCAGAAAUGUUUGGGUUGUUUAUUGCAAUUUUUCCUCCCCUUUUGCAUACGAUUGCGAUUGUUGUGUAGAAAUGCCUAAUGAUUCAAUUGAUGUAUCAGCCCUCAAAAUCUCUGCUUUUAGAUGAAUUUGUGUGUUUGAGUAGCUGGAUUUAUAGAAAUUAAAUUGUUGGAGUUUUACUCU
Salvia miltiorrhiza (redroot sage) is the source of this 643-nucleotide messenger RNA. RefSeq names its product sufE-like protein 1, chloroplastic/mitochondrial. The transcript has a single exon. The coding region runs from base 93 to 410 and encodes 105 amino acids. NCBI's taxonomy places the organism in Eukaryota, Viridiplantae, Streptophyta, Magnoliopsida, Lamiales, Lamiaceae. The record is from RefSeq and is a predicted model, not a curated record.